UCUCAUCAAUUCAUCAUUACUCUCAUUCUCGCUAAAAACCUCACACGUCAGCUCCCUCUGAACUAACGAUCCAAAGAUUAUUUUGUCCGCGACCUUUUCAAACUCCCCGGGACUCGGCAUAAUCCAACGUCUUAAAUUCAAUAUUCCACUAAGAACAUCUACAUUUGCAUCUUAAACCAAUUAGCCAUCCUCCCUCACUCUCAUCCUCUGAUUCUCCCGCAAUUUUGCUCAACCGCACGGUGCUGAUUCGUAACUGAAAUAUUAGAGUACAAGGCACUUUCUUCCUCCUUACCUCCGGUUAUCUCUGCUGAGGUAGCUGGAGUACAAGCCUCUUUCUUUUCCUUUCUCUCCGGUUCUCACAGUUCGCAAGCAUUAAGAAGAAAGAAAACGAAAAGAAAAGAAAAUAAUCGAUUAAAAGAUUCGGUUUUAUAUUAAGAAAUUUGGUUUGUUGGGUGCAACUUUUUGGUGGAUUUGUUGUAAUGGGUGCCGUAGAAAAUCCUGUGGACAAUAAAGAAUAUCGGAUACCAGGAGAGGCGAAGGAGAUUUUGAAAUCAUUGGCCUCCAAGUGGGAAGAUGUGGCUGAUGCAAGUUCGUUGCAGGUGAUCCCUUUAAAGGGUGCAAUGACCAAUGAGGUUUUCCAAAUAAAGUGGCCGACGAAGACAGAGAAUGUGUCACAUAAGGUUUUAGUUAGGAUCUACGGUGAAGGUGUGGAGGUGUUCUUUGAUCGAGAAAAUGAGAUUCAUACGUUUGAGUUCAUUUCAAAGCAAGGGCAGGGACCUCGUUUACUAGGGCGGUUCUCAAAUGGACGGAUUGAAGAGUUCAUCCAUGCACGGACUCUAUCGGCCUCUGAUCUGCGUGAUCCUGAUAUGUCUGCUCUCAUAGCAGCUAAAAUGAAGGAGUUUCAUGGUCUUGAGAUGCCAGGUCCAAAGAAUAUCUCCCUGUGGGAUAGAUUGCGAAAUUGGCUUGAAACAGCAAAGCGUUUGUGUACUCCAGAAGAAGCUAAACCCUUUCGCUUGGAUUCUAUCGAGGAGGAGAUUUCCUUGUUGGAAAAGGAACUAUCAGGAGAUCGGUCUAUAGGGUUUUGCCACAAUGAUUUACAAUAUGGCAACAUCAUGAUUGAUGAAAAGACAAGAGUGAUAACUAUAAUUGACUAUGAGUAUGCAAGUUACAACCCUAUCGCCUUUGAUAUAGCAAACCACUUCUGUGAGAUGACUGCUGACUAUCAUACAGAUACGCCCCAUAUUUUGGACUAUAGUAAAUACCCUGGUUUGGAUGAGCGUCAAAGAUUUCUCCGCGUAUAUCUGAGUUCAUCAGGUGGUCAACCUAGCGACAAUGAAGUGGAGCAGCUAAUCGAAAAUGUUGAGAAGUAUAAGCUUGCAAGCCAUCUUUUUUGGGGGUUAUGGGGGAUAAUAUCGGAACAUGUCAAUGAAAUUGACUUUGACUACAUGGAAUAUGCAAGGCAGAGGUUCGGACAGUACUGGUUAAGGAAGCCUGCUUUAUUGGGUUCUUUGGGAACCACCCCUGAUGUAGUUUCGGCUGAUGAUUAAUUUUUUGCCAAGGGAUCACCGACAUUUUUAGACCACCGUAUGCUGGAUAUGGUCCUUUCACUAGGCUGGAACAGUUUUUGUUGACUAUUUUACAUCUUAAUAAGGAAUGAAGAUGUCAGUACUGAGAAAAGCAAAGGUACGAGUGAAUUCUCAUGGCAUAAACUAGUAAAGAUUCCAGAAGUAAAUUUUGGUUAAGCGUGCAAAACUGUGAAAGUGACAGUUGAUAAGGCAAAUGUCUUUCGACUUAUUUUGAAUCUUUGAUACAUCUAGUUGCAAGUUGUGGAAAGUUGAAAAGGGUGGAGUCUUGGAGGUGGUCUGUUUUCCUGCUGCUUUUUUUUUAUUCAAUAAUUAUCUAGUGCUUGCUCAAGGAAAACUAGGUUUGCUGUACGAAUUAGCUCCAAGUAUUGCAGCCAUUUUUAGUUAGAUGACAAUAACCUCUUGCCUGUGGGCUUAGUUUCUGGAUGGAGUCGUCUUUUCAUGAAAACCGAGGACUCGACUGGUGCGUCUCCUGGGGUUGAAUCCUGCUUGCUUCCACCGUGAGGUCAUUUGGGGAAGUGGGCCUGCACCCUUUAUUAUGUAAGAUGGCCGUUAAAAUGAAAGGGCAGUCUUUCAUUCACUUGAGAGCCUGUGGAUUCUGGAUAAACUUUUGAGGUUUUUGUCAAAAUAAGAGUUUUCUUGGCACGUUUUUCA
Messenger RNA from Populus trichocarpa (black cottonwood), 2237 nucleotides. RefSeq names its product probable choline kinase 2. Gene Ontology annotation, cellular component: cytoplasm. The transcript is spliced from 9 exons. NCBI's taxonomy places the organism in Eukaryota, Viridiplantae, Streptophyta, Magnoliopsida, Malpighiales, Salicaceae. The coding region runs from base 480 to 1547 and encodes 355 amino acids. Gene Ontology annotation, biological process: phosphatidylethanolamine biosynthetic process; phosphatidylcholine biosynthetic process. Gene Ontology annotation, molecular function: ethanolamine kinase activity; choline kinase activity. The record is from RefSeq and is a predicted model, not a curated record.